Molecule: messenger RNA, 2220 nt
Organism: Monosiga brevicollis MX1
Lineage: Eukaryota; Choanoflagellata; Craspedida; Salpingoecidae
Exons: 6
Coding region: 1-2220 (739 amino acids)
Source: RefSeq, a predicted model, not a curated record
AUGUGGCUGCCCCGUGCUGCAUUCGGACUGUGGACCACGCAUACCAAUGUGACUACGACCGCCCCCAUGCUCAUCUGCAUGGUCAUUCCUCGCGUCAGCAAAUGUCCUCCAACCCCAAGCACAGCCUAUGCGAUUGACCUGAACAUGCCCUUUGCUAGGCUUCUCAUCGGGAUUCCAGCUAACUCCACGCAGUCAGUCUGCCGCUCCGCCGCACCGAUGCUCCUGUACAGGCUCAAGUUUGACCCCCUCUCCGGCUACCAACGUGCCAAAUUCUUCAACCUCUUAGGUGGGCGCUGCAACUGCCAUGACAUUGAACCAUGCUCCGAUUUCGCGACGCAGUCCUGUUUCCGAGCUAAAGCCUGCUUUGACGACAACCAGAAGAGCUGCCUGCGCUUCCGAGGCUGCGAUGAAGAUGAUGACGAUCAACACCGCAAGCGCGUGAAGCUGGCUGCCACCUGCGGUGGCCGAGGUGGCUCAGCCUUGUCAGACCGUGACAAAAAGCGCGUCUUCAAAAUUCUCACCAACGUCGUCAACAACUGCGAGUAUAUUGAUGAGGUUCGCAUCCGACCAUUUGCAACUUGCACUGAUUCGCGUUCCCGAAAGCCAUGUCGCGUGCGACUUCGUGACGAAGACGACCUGAAGCUGUCUGAAAAAUCGACUAAAAAACGCUAUGACAUCAAGGUCAAAGUCCAAACAAAGCAGGACGCAAAGGCCCUGAAAAAGUGCUUGAAAAAAAUCGAUGACCGUCUACUACAAAGAAAAGACUGCGUCGUGCGCAUAAAGUCCAGUCUGCUUCCUUUGCCGCUCACAUCAACAUCGACCACAUCGACCACAUCGAUCACAUCGACUAGCACAAGCACCACGGCAACGACGACCAGCACGACUAGUACGGCUAGCAUGACGACCACGACCACGACGACCACGACGACCACGACAACCGAAACGACUACAACCAGCACGACCAGCACGACCAGCACGACUAGCACGACCAGCACGACCAACACGACCACCACGAGUACCACGACGACCACAGCCAGCACGACCAGCACGAGUACCACGACCACCACGAACACGAGUACCACGAGUACCACGAGUACCACGAGUACCACGACCACCACGACUAGCACGACCACCACGAGUACCACGACUAGCACUAGCACCACGACCACCACGAGUACCACCAGUACCACGACCACGACAACCAGCACGACUAGCACGAGUACCACGACCACCACGAGUACCACGACCACCACGAGUACCACGAGUACCACGACCACCACAACUAGCACAACCAGCACAACCAGCACAACCAGCACAACCAGCAUAACCAGCACGACCACCACGACCACCACGAGUACCACGACCAGCACGACGACAACGACCAGCACGACGACAACGACCAGCACGAGUACCACGACCAGCACGACGACAACGACCACCACGAGUACCACGACCACCACGAGUACCACGACUAGCACUAGCACCACGACCACCACGAGUACCACGACUAGCACCAGCACGAGUACCACGACCAGCACGAGUACCACGACUAGCACUACCACCACUUGUACCACGAGUACCACGAGUACCACGACCACGACCACAAUAACUACCAGCACGAGUACCACGACCACGACAACCAGCACGACUAGCACGAGUACCACGACCACCACGAGUACCACGACCACCACGAGUACCACGAGUACCACGACCAACACGACGACAACGACCAGCACGAGUACCACGACCACGACGACCAUCACGACCACCACGAGUACCACGAGUACCACGAGUACCACAAGCACCACGAGUACCACGACCACAACAACCACAACAACUACCACGACCAGUACGACUAGCAAACCGAGCACAGCUACCACAACCACAUCAACCAGCACAACUAGCACAGCCAGCACAACCUCUACAACCAAUGCCGCGACCAGCGCGACUAUUACAACCACCACUACAAACCAGGCGCCCAAUCCUACGACAACUACGACCACGUUGGAUACAGCAUCAACUACGAGUGGUGCAGUGCCCGGGCCUUGGGCUACCCGAGACAACAUGUCGGAACGCACCAAGUCAAUCUGGCAGUGGAAACGCGCCUUUCAUGACAACCAACGGUGGCUGCUCAUAUCCAAGCGGCUCAAGUUCGCCGAUUUUGUGCGAGACAACCCCGUCGAAUCCGACGUUUCGCCGUAUUUGUUGCUGUUCGCCUGA